This is a messenger RNA of Klebsormidium nitens, 5798 nucleotides long. The record is from the annotation of a GenBank genome assembly. NCBI's taxonomy places the organism in Eukaryota, Viridiplantae, Streptophyta, Klebsormidiophyceae, Klebsormidiales, Klebsormidiaceae.
GUCAUCAUCAUGCAGUGCUCAUGCAAUGCAAUUCUGAUUCAAGAAGUCGAGCAGCACUCACGUUCUUGCCUCUUGAUGCGCUCAUGCCAAUGCCAAUGACCACUUUUCUUUUGAGGUGAAAGGAUACGUGGAGCCGCAACCUGCGACCACAAUGGCUGCUCCAUGGCAUGUCCAAAUGCAGGCCACGCUGCUCCGCAAUUGGAGGAUCAAGACGCGUGAUGGGGGGAGGACGUUGCAGGAAAUCUUUCUGCCCAUGUACAUAUUGCUGCUGCUGGUGUUCAUGAAGGUGGUGCAGCCAGUGCUAAAUUUGCCCGCGCUCCCCAGCCAGCCAAUCACUGACGCUGUGUGCAACAAUCUGGACGGGAGUGGCAGUGCAUGCUGGGAGCUGGCUGACCGCUCCUAUGAAGAGACAGUGCUCGGCUUUGUUCCUCCGGGGGCGGCGAUUCAGACCGUCGUCCAGGGUGCCGCAAACUUUCUGGAAGCCACCUAUCCCGGCCUUCCGACGCUGACCGUUAGAGGGUAUGCGACGGAAGCCGAGCUCGUCACAGCAUAUAACCAGAAUGCUGGGACGGUCUAUGCCGGCCUGGUCUUCAACAUACCUGAGCAGGCUACCGCACUGCCAUCAGACAUUGAGUACACAAUCAGGAUCAACGGCUCCUACCUUCCUUCUUCAAAUGACAACGACUCACCGGUAGACAAGUCCUCAUGCCGUGCACCAGAUGCAGGCAGCUAUCAGUUCCCCACCGCGUGCCCCACACAAAAGUAUCUGACGUCAGGUCUGCUAGCUCUGGAAGGGGCUGUGGCCCACGCUCUUGCGGCCGCCGAGCUGCCCGAGUCGUGUGGGGCAGCGGGAGCGGGCUUGGGACACAUGCACGCACAACAAAGGCCGCUGCCGCCCUAUGACAAGGGGUUCGCAUCUGUCCGGUUCCGUUUGUUUGCCGCCAUGUACAUGGUGUGGGCCCUUGCUCCCGUCCUCCAGAGUGUCGCCAGCGAAAUCGUCCACGAAAAGGACGCACUCAUCAAGGAUUGCCUGCUGCAAAUGGGCCUCAUCGAGUCCGUCUACUGGCUAGCCUGGCUGCUCACGUUCGCAGUCACAGCUGCCAUCACCACAGCGGUUGUGGUGGCCAUUGCAUGGGCGACCGCCCUAUUCGAGGCCUCCAGCGUAGCGCUCAUGUUCCUGCUGGUGUAUCUCUUCCUGCUCUCCUUGGUCGCCCUCGGCCUCGCCCUCAGCGCGGUCUUUACCAAGGCUCGCUCCGCCUCCGCGGCCGGCUUUUUGCUCAUGGUGCUCGGCAGCCUGGCUAUCUUCCCGAUUGACCUCUUCAACCUGCCGUCCGGCGUCUGCGGCAUCCUGGCCCUUUUCUCCCCGGUCGCUUUCGUGCUGGCCAUUGACACCACUGUGAUCGCGGAGGGCAGCGGGGACGGCAUUCACGGGGGAUUCCUCUUCUCGCGAACGGUGGGGAACGACCCGGGCGAUCCGAUGCACCCACUCAGCGUGGGCGGGGCGCUCUGCCUCAUCGUGACGGACACGAUUCUGUACUUGCUUCUGGCCUGGUACCUGGACAAUGUGUGGCCACACCCGGGGCGGGGAGCCAAGCGGCCCUGGAGCUUCGUGCUGGAUCGAGCCUACUGGUCUCCCCCCCCGGAGGGCUACCAGAGGCUGGGCAGCCGGCGCAACACGGAAGGGGGGGUCGUGGAGCUGGAGCAACUAGACGGGGACGACGGGGAGGACGAUGCAACCCGGUCCGACCUCCAAAUCGCGAUCCGAGAGGACAACCCCGACGAAGAGCCCGUCGAACCCUCUCUCGCCGGCAAGGUUGCGAUCGUCUUCUCCAAUCUCCGGAAAGUAUACCCACCUCGCCGGCACGGCCUCAUCGGCCGCUCGGUCGCUCUGCUGACGUCAUGGUGGCCGUUCGGGCGGGGGCGGGGCGGGGGAUACCAUCGGCAACGGGACAGCGCAAAGCGAACGAGCAAACCGACGGUCGCGGUCAAGGGCCUGACGAUGAGCCUGUACGAGGGGCAGCUCUUUGCGUUCCUGGGUCACACCGGAAGCGGAAAGAGCUCAGUGGCGGGCAUGCUGAUGGGGCUGGUGCGACCCACGUCGGGGGAGGCGUAUGUGUACAGCCACAGGGUAUCGCAAGCGGGCCCCGCCCUUCACAGCGGCUCGCUCCUGGGCGUGUGCCCGCAAAGCAACAUCCACUCGGGCUUCCUCACCGCCGCCGAACAGCUCGUCUACGUCGCGACCAUCAAGGGCGAAAACUCGUCUCUCUCGCACACUGCUCCCGGCCCCGACGGUACGACCGCGCCCGCGCCCAACGUGGACCAGACCGUUCAGUCGCUUUUGGCCGAACUAGGCAUGGCUGCAAACGGCGACGACUUGGCCCGUACACUGGACGAGAGUGCGCGUCGGAAGCUGACGGUCGCAUUGGCGCUGGUAGGAGACCCGCACGUGGUCGUGCUGGAUGAGCCGACGAGGGGCUUGGACGCGAUUUCAAGAAGCCAGGUGUGGGAGGCGCUCCUGCGGCGUCGCGCGGGCGGGCAGUGCGUGGUGGUGACUACGGACAGCAUGGAGGAGGCGGACGUGCUGGCGGACCGCAAGGCCAUCCUCUCGCAUGGCGUCGUCAAGUGCUGCGGCUCCAGCCUCUUCCUCAAAAACAAGUUUGGUCUUUCUUAUCUACUCCACGUAACAAAGACCGACAGGUUCGACGCCCCCUCCGUUCUGGGUCUGAUCCAGUCGUCCCUUCCCGAGGCCAUCCCCGUCCCCGGAACCAGGGGGGACCACGCCACUUACCGAUUACCCCUCGGAAGGUCCUCGGAAGUUGCUUCUAUGAUGAUGGAACUGACGGAGCGGGCGGAACAAGUGGGCGUGGCGGGGGGCGCGCUCGAGUCCACCACGCUCGAGGAGAUCUUCAUGCAAUUUGCAGGAGAAGCUGAGGAGGAAGCGGCCGCCCUGCCGCCCCUCCUCGAGUCCGCCGCGCACCGUGCGCCGCCCGACGAUGACGACACCACGCAUGAGAGUCUGCUGCACCAUUCCGCCGAAGAGGACGGAACUUCCGGUGCAGACGACCGGAUCGACCUCGGGUUUGACGCCGACGCUGCAGGGAAGCGCGCCACGUUCCGGCAGCAGUUUGUGGCGGUGGUUAAGAUGCGGGUUAAGACGUACCGGCGGAGUCCCGGGCUGCUGUUCAACACGCUCGGCAUGGCGCUCAUCUUCACGCUGGUGGCCAUUCUGGUACAAGUCGCGUACAAGGACACGGCGGAAGACCCGGUCCACCUGGUGAACCCUGCUUACGGCAACGACGUCCCGAUCUACUUUUCACCCCCAGAUGGCGCACAGAACGUGUCUCAGGUCACGACCGUCUUGCGCAAGUUCGGCCCCAACAUCCAGCAGUACGACUCCGCCGCCCUCGCGGCCGCGCUCUCCUCGGCCGCCUCGGGGGAUCCCUCCGACUUCGUUGCCGUCUCGUUCGACGCCCUGGACCUGCCCGGUUGUUCCGCCCAGUACACGGUACUCUAUCAACCGUGGCAGAUGCACCAGCUGCCGACGCUGGCUUCCAUGCUCGACGCGGCGAUUCUGGAAACGAUGAACGAUCUGGUCAGCGGCGCGGUGACCACGCUCUCGGUGUGGUCCAAAGCGUUGCCGUACCUGGAUGCGGAGUACGUCUUUGGCUACUUCGUUGGGGCGUUCGUGUGCCUUAGCACGCUCAUGAUCCCGCCGCAGCUAGGGGGGCAGGUCGUCUCGGAGCGCGAGAUCGGGCUGCGCCCCCUGCUGCGCGUGGCGGGCUUGCGCAGCUUCCCCUUCUGGUUGGGCACGUGGCUGGGCGACGCGCUCUUCAUGGCCAUCACGUACCAGCUCAUCACCGUCCUGGGCUCCUGCUUCGGGCGCACGCCGUUCCUGAAACCCGCCAUGCUAGUUCUGUUCGUGCUCAACGUGCUGGCGCCCAAGGCUCAGCUGCUGAUGGUCUACGUCUGGACGUUCGGCACGCGCAAUGGCCUCGCGGCGGCGUCCAACCUGUCCGUGCUCUUCUUCACAGCCGCCGUCAUUCCCUACUUCUUCAUGCUCACCAUCUGGGCCGACGGCACCUCGUCGAUCGUCCCCUUCCACACGAUCAUGUCGUUCAUCAAUCCCCCGUAUGCGCUCCUUGCGGGCUACCACUUCAUCAACUACACCAACGCACGGCUGACGGGCAAAAACGGCGAGGGCCCGCCCGCCAGCGUGUCGGCGGGGGCGUACUUCCAGUGGGACACGCAGAUACCGGUUACGCUGCUUGGGCUGACCACAGCAGCCGCGCUUUACGCCCUGAGACUGUGGCACUUGGAGGUGAAAGCUACAGAGCCCGAGACUCGGCAGGAAGCGCCGGUCGAGCUCUCGGACGCCGCCGCGGAGCCUCCAUUAGAGCCGGAGGUGGCGGCGGAGAAGCAGAAGGUGGUGCAGAAAGGCGCGGCGUGGGAAACGCUGGCGCAGAACGACACGGCUGUGCAGGAGCAGGAGGACGCGCUCACACUGUGCUAUGGGCUGGGAAAGACAUAUCCACCGGUCUUGGAAGACACGGAGAUCUCCCCCCCGGUGGUGGCGCUGCAGAACUUCUGGCUGUCGGUGGGGGCUGGAGAGACCAUCGUGUUGGUGGGCCCUGCGGCUGCGGGCAAGAGCACGCUACUGAGCUGCUUGGCGGGGACCACUGAGGUGACGCACGGCGACGCGCUCAUCUGCGGCCAGAGCGUGCGCUACAGCUACGAGUUCGGGAACGGGGGGAAGGUCGGCUUCUGCCCGCAGGGAGACGUGGUGGCCGGAGCUAUGACUGUACGCGAGCACCUCCAAAUGUUGUGCACCGUGCGCGGUCUCGCCGCGUCGGGCUCUCUAGCAGUCGACUCGGCGUUGCUGUCUGCGGAGAUUUCUGCCGAGGAAGCCAAGCAGCUGGCCCGCAACGCGCCACCUGGCACGCUGAGGAAGCUCCAGCUGGCGAUGGCGCUUCUAGGCGGCCCGCGAGUGCUGUUGUUGGACGAGCCCACGUUCGGCAUGGAUGCGGCAGGGCGGCAGGCCGUCUGGUCCCAGAUCAAGGCUGGCUCCGCAGGGCGGGCGACGCUCAUCUGCACCAGCUCGGUCGAAGAAGCGGAAGCACUGGGGACCCAGGUGGGCGUUCUGGUGAAGGGGCGGCUUCGAUGCCUGGGCUCCCCCCAGAGCAUCAAGAAAAAGUACGGCAGCGACUACUCGCUCAUCGUGCGCGCGCAUCCCUCCAAGCUGCCCGCUAUACGCACCUUCAUCAACACGCUCUUCCCCUCCCCCUCGACGUCGUCCGGGCGCGAAAACGGCGGCCCGCGCAGCUUUGCUUCGGAGAGCGACUCGGGGGGCCAAGCGCGGUUUGGUGUGCCGAUCCAGACCUUGCCGGAGCUGGCCAUGUUGUUGCAUGAAUUGGAGACGAAGCGGGCGAGCUUGGGGAUAGAGGACUACUCUGUGAGCCAACCGACUCUGCAGCAGGCGUUCUUCCGGCUUAGCAAGGAUGACGCCGGCCAGCACGCGGGCUAGGUCGGUUCAGUCGUGGACAGGCGGAACCGGGAAUUAUUCUUCUGAGCGUACGCUCCUCCUUUCGGCGCCAUUUGUGGCACCUUCGAAACUUUUCUACACGCAGCGUCGACGACCAGUCCUGCCGUGCUCGACGCUUCACGAGUUAGAUGUCUCUAUAAAUGAACGCACAAACCGGAAUAUGCAGAAUGUUCCACUUAUUGCGAGUCCAGUCGAACCCGUAAAUGAUGAGUACUUGCCGGCCGUCCAUUUCACGUGUCUAUCGAGCAUACACACCGAU